Brassica oleracea var. oleracea is the source of this 1434-nucleotide messenger RNA. Its product is annotated as methionine aminopeptidase 2B-like. The record is from RefSeq and is a predicted model, not a curated record. Bases 1 to 1434 code for a protein of 477 amino acids. Gene Ontology annotation, molecular function: metalloaminopeptidase activity. The transcript is spliced from 11 exons. Gene Ontology annotation, biological process: ubiquitin-dependent protein catabolic process. NCBI's taxonomy places the organism in Eukaryota, Viridiplantae, Streptophyta, Magnoliopsida, Brassicales, Brassicaceae.
AUGUCGACCAAGAAGAUCAAGUUGCAGAGCUCCGACGGUGAAGUUUUCGUGGUGAAGAUUGUGUGCGUCCUCGCGAGAGUCAUCGACUACUGCAAGGAUCGUUCAUACUUCUCCCCCGAGAGACUCCAGUUCUGGGAAACAGCGUUCUGGAGAGUCCAUCAUUCCACGCUCGUGGCUCUCGCUAACGCCGCCAAUUACUUAGAGAUCCCUUCAUUGCUUGAUACUACUUGUGACAGAUUGGCGGAAAUAAUCACUGAUUCCGAAGACGAUGAACAGGUUCGUUUGAUAUUGGGUAUUGAUGAUUCAAAAGAGGAGAAGGAAACGACUGAUAAGAAAAGGAAGAAGAAUCAAAGCGAGAAGAAUCAACAUACUGAUCCACCUGUAAUUCCUGUCUAUAUGUGUUUCCCAUUUGGAGACUUUCCUGAAGGUGAAAUCCAAAACUAUAAGGAUGACAACUUGUGGAGAACAACAUCUGAAGAGAAGAGAGAGUUGGAGCGUCUUCAAAAGCCAAUAUACAACUCUGUACGACAGGCUGCUGAAGUUCAUCGCCAGGUUCGGAAAUAUAUGAGAAGCAUAGUGGAGCCUGGAAUGUUGUUGACUGAUAUAUGUGAGACCCUGGAGAUUACUGCUCGUACGCUGAUAUCAGAGAAAGGUCUUAAAGCUGGCAUUGCUUUCCCAACAGGAUGCUCUUUGAAUCGUGUUGCUGCUCAUUGGACACCAAACUCUGGAGACAAGACUGUGCUUCAGUACGAUGAUGUUAUGAAGCUGGAUUUUGGAACACAUAUCGAUGGACAUAUUAUUGACUCUGCAUUUACAGUUGCUUUCAAUCCUACGUAUGAACCUCUCUUAGCAGCCUCCCGUGAAGCUACUUAUACCGGUAUCAAGGAAUCUGGAAUCGACGCUCGUCUCUGCGACGUUGCUGCUUCAAUUGAGGAGGUGAUGAAGUCCUAUGAAGUUGAAAUCAACGGGAAAGUGUUUGGAGUUAAAAGUAUCCAGAACUUGAAUGUCUAUAGCUUAAGACCUUAUCAGAGAUAUGCUAUGAAAUCAAUUCAGACCAGGAUGGAAGAGGGGGAAUACUAUGGAAUUCAAGCAUUUGGAUCAACCGGGAAAGGAUAUGUUAGAGAAGACUUAGAGUGCAGCCACUACAUGAAGAAGUCUCACAUUGGCCAUAUCAACUUGGCUUUGCCUAGAGCAGAACAACUCCUCGCCACCAUCAACAACAAGUUCUCGACACUGGCUUUUUGCAGACGGGACCUUGAUCGGAUUGGUGAGACCAACUAUCUAGGGGGUCUAAAGACCUUGUGCGACGUCGGCUUUGUUCAGCCGUAUCCUCCGCUGUGUGAUGUGAAGGGGAGCUACGUAUCACAGUUCGCGCACACGGUUUUACUACGACCUACCUGCAAAGAAGUCGUCUCCAAGGGAGACGACUACUGA